CCCCGGGCUCGGGGGGCGCGGGGCUGGCUCUGCCGCGGGCUCCCGGCCCUUCCCGGCGGUCCCGCAGCCAGGGCCGUGGGUUCCCGGCGUUCCGUCGGCGGGACCUGGUCCCGAGCGGCGCCGGGCUCUUCCGGCUGACCGGGGAGCAACCGGGGAAGCCCAAAUCACUGUGCGCCCUCCCAGCCCCGGCGCCUUCUCCCUCUGGCCCCGAGUCAGCCGGCUGUGGGCGGACAUCCCCGGCACCGGGGCUCCCGAGCCUCUGACUCACGCUCUGCCAGGCGGCUGCUGUGCUUUCGGGGUGUCCCGUCGUGUCGUCACUCCGUUGCAGAAACGACAGAGGACCGUGGAGGAUUUCAACCAGUUCUGCACCUUCGUUUUGGCCUACGCAGGCUACAUCCCCUACCCUGAAGAGAAUGAUCCCUGGACUCACGGAGGCAGCAUGAGUCCCCAGAACAGCACGGGGAGCACUCAGGACAGCGAUAGCUGGGCCUCAUCCCACUCCUCCGACUGUCAUGUCCUGACGGAUGACGGGAGGAGCGGGAAUGCCGUGGCCAGGGGGGCUGUGGACAACAGCCUGCUCGUGAGCUGCCCUGCCUUCCCCACCGGCUUCUACGAUGUCCGGCCCCAACAAACCAAACGGAAGAAACCACCAGCAAAGAAACUCAUUUUGGAGCAGGAGGUGGAGAAGAGGGUGCCACUGAGCGCUGGGAAGGGCUUUGGGGCAGAGCAGGACAGGGUGAAGGAGCUGGCUGCGCUGGAGGGACAGCUGCCUCCUGUGAAAGAGCAACUCUUGGAGCCUUCCCUCAACCCAGCUGGGGACCCUCAGCCCAACUCCCUCCUGGAGGAGCUGAUGAAGGAGGAGAAGGACUGGAUGCAUGGAGCGCAGGGGACCGAGAAGCCAGCAGGAGAUGAUCCUCAGCUAAAGGAGCAUGACCCCUGCUCUGGAGGGAGGAAAAGCCCCAGUUCUUGCAGUACCUUGGACCAAAGUGAAGGGGAAGAUGCGAGCAGAGGGAGCUCCCAGCUUAGCGCAGUCGAGUUUGCGGCAGCUCCCAACACCAAAGCAGAAGAUGACGAUGCCUGGGAUCUGAUCACCUGCUUCUGCCUGAAGCCCUUCGCAGGGAGGCCCAUGAUCGAAUGUAACGAAUGCGCUACCUGGAUCCACCUCUCCUGUGCCAAGAUCCGCAAAUCCAACGUGCCUGAGGUUUUCAUCUGCCAGCGAUGCCGCGAUGCCAAGCAGGAAAUUCGCCGCUCAAACCGAGCUCGGACGGUGCCCCGCAAGCGCUUCUGUGACUGAAGCUCCUCCAGAGCAGGGAGGCCGGGGGUCCCCUUUUUAAACCGAAGACUGUAGCCCGGUUUGGCUAGACAAUCAAUGCACAGUAAUGGCAGGGGAGGGGCUGGGCCGCAGGGCUGGACUGUCCCCCUUGCACUUCUGACUCUGGAAGCUGCCACGCGUGUCCUCCCUGGGGAUCGCGUUGGCCAUGGAGCUCGGUUACCCCGGGGGGGGGGGGGGGGGGGAGAGGAGGGUGGUCCAGCCUUGCACUAGGUCACUCGGAAACAUCUCUGUCCUCGCACGAAGCUGGCUCAGUGCCUUUCCCCCAGGGCAGCUGAGGAGAACCUAGUCCAAGUAGUUUUUCUGUGGUGUGGUGGAAGCUUACACUUAUCCCAAGAUGUGACUCCCCUUCCUCCUUUUUCCUCACUGUUUUCCUUUCCUUGCCUCAGACCUUCAGGUGGGCUGUGAUGGCAAAGCCCCAGUGAGCCAAGUUCUCCUGCAGCAAGUAGGUGCAGCCCAGCUGAGCUCCCUCCACAUAGUGUGCCGCCCUCCAGGGCGAGAGGGGAAGGGACAUAGGUCCUGCUGAUGCCUGAAGCAGACUGGGGCUCUGUGUCUUGAGGGUAUUAGUGGAGCCGUCCAUCUCUGGCUCAUCAGCCUUGUAGGCUGCACAGGGGAGGUCCUUCCCCUGGCCCAUGGUGCUCCUGGUUUUGUUUGCUGUGCCCUUGGCCCCAGGAUAGUCCUGUUGGGUCAGGAGCAGCAAAGGCAUCCUCUAGUAGAUGAUUACAAAGGCUGUUCUUGCCGAGCAGCCCUCCUUGAUUCACGUUCUCCAGUUGCACUGAGGUCUCCUCUGUGAAGGGGGGUGGGAUUCCUGGUAGGAGACUGAAGUAAGUUAUCCUCAGAGCUGGCUGUGGCAGGGCUCAGAGCCCUUCGGAAGGGGAGCAGGAGCGUGCUCUGGUUAGCUUUUCAUGUUUUCCACUUCCAGUUUAAAACAACUGAAGCUUGUACGCUGUGGCCAUCUCCUGCCUGCAGGGCUGUCUGGUGGAGCAUCUGCUUCAACACCAGCUGCUGAGACCUGAGCAUGGAUGGAGCCAGGAGCUGGGAGGCCCUUGCUUCCCAGGACUCCCUCCAUCACAGAAGUUGGUUUUUUUUCCUGGACAUGUAGAGUGAAAUCUAAUGACUUGUCAAGAGUGGGCCCUGAGCCCCUUCUGCUAUGCAACUGCUGCUCCAGAGACACGGGAUGUACCCUCUCCAGGCCCCUAGUUAAGUUUGGCAGUGGAAGGCUUUUCCCCCUCUGUGUCCCCUGUGCGCGGUGUGUGUGUGUGUGUGUGUGUGAUCUCCUGGGGCCCCACGUGCACUAACUGUUGGAUCCCACCUUCUCACAGCCCCUCCAAAGAGCCUGGCCCAUGUGCCUUCUGCACUUUCCCUGGGGGACGCAGACCCCGCUCCUGUCCUGGUGACACUCGGCUCGGCCCCCGGUGUGCUGCUGCCUGCAGUGGGGAGUGGGACAGCCCCCACUUGCCAGUCCCCAUCACUAUAUUUCUAACUGGGUUCUUUCCUACUUGCACAUCUGGUUACUGUGGGACCACAGCUGGGGGAGGGUGUGGGGCAGCCCCCUGUCACUCAGCAGCCCCCAGGCUCGUCCCUGUGCCUCUCUCCUCCUGUGGAAAGCCUGGGCCCCAAAAGUGCUUUAUGUUUUUAUAGUUACUUUGUAUUGAUAUGUAAAAUAGCAAAUUCUGGUCCUUGCCCUGUGGAGUGUGGCUGGAGUCUUAUGUAUAUAAUAAAGUACUUUUGCCAUAA
Harpia harpyja (harpy eagle) is the source of this 3067-nucleotide messenger RNA. Its product is annotated as PHD finger protein 13-like. Lineage: Eukaryota; Metazoa; Chordata; Aves; Accipitriformes; Accipitridae. The coding region runs from base 440 to 1294 and encodes 284 amino acids. Gene Ontology annotation, biological process: mitotic chromosome condensation. Gene Ontology annotation, molecular function: chromatin binding. The transcript is spliced from 5 exons. The record is from RefSeq and is a predicted model, not a curated record.